This is a messenger RNA of Lates calcarifer (barramundi perch), 1950 nucleotides long. It is a transcript of the gene rbm34, whose product is annotated as RNA binding motif protein 34. Gene Ontology annotation, molecular function: mRNA binding. Bases 156 to 1457 code for a protein of 433 amino acids. The record is from RefSeq and is a predicted model, not a curated record. Gene Ontology annotation, cellular component: cytosol. The transcript has 11 exons. Lineage: Eukaryota; Metazoa; Chordata; Actinopteri; Centropomidae.
GGGAAUGACUUCGCAGUAACACAGCAGUGGGCCUGGACAGAAAACGUGUGAACGUGCUGUAACUACAAUGUUAUUGGAGUGUCUGUGGUAGAUAAUUCAUACAUGCUGCAGUUAACUUGACUAAUUAUUUAUCUCCGGAACAAUCCGAGGAAACAAUGAAGAAGAAACUUCAACAGAGUGGGGAGGCGUCCUCAGAACAACAGUCAGCUGACUAUGUGGUGGGUCAGGUGUCAGGAAGUCUGUUCCAGAAGAACUCGGCAGCCUCGGGGUCGCUGUCGGCUUUAUUCAGCACCGCUGCACCAGCGGCGUCUCUUCUGUUCCAGCCCGCACCCAAGCCUGUUCAGAAGAGCGCAGAGGAGCAGCAGCAGCAGAAUGAAACUCCAGAGGUCAAAGGUCAGCCCGGCCAGAAGAAGAAGAAGCCGCAGAAGGAGAAAUCAGCAGCCGACCAGAAACUGGAAAACAGGGAGAGCAGUCUACAGGAGGCAGACGAAGACGAGCGAGGGCGGCAGGCGUCCGUGAAGCAGCAGCAGCAGAAGAAGAAGAGGAAGGCGUCGGAGGCGGGCGUGGAGAACGACGUGGAGCACUGGGUGAUGAAGAGGCAGAGGCUGAAGGCCAGCAGAGAGGAGGAGGCCGUGAAGAGGAAGAGGACGGUGUUCGUCGGCAACCUGCCCGUCAGCUGCACCAAGAAGACCCUGCGGAGACUCUUCACAGAUAAAGGAUCCAUCGAGUCCAUCCGGUUUCGCUCUGUGGUCAGAGAGGAUCCGUCCAUGUCCCGCAAGGUCGCAGCUAUCAAACGUAAAAUUCAUCCCAAGAGGCAAAGCGUGAACGCCUACGUGGUGUUUAAAGACGAAGAGGGAGUCGCCAAGGCGUUAGAGAGGAACGGGAUGGAGAUAGAGAAAGACUUUCACAUCCGAGUGGACAGAGUGACAGACAGCUCCUCACACGAUCACAAGCGUUCUGUUUUCGUGGGGAAUCUUUCGUUCGAGAUAAACGAAGUGAUGUUUCGACGGCAUUUUGAGGAGUGCGGUGCAGUGGAGGCAGUGAGACUGGUCCGAGACCAGAACUCUGGACUGGGGAAAGGAUUCGGCUACGUCCUGUUUGAGAGUGCCGACUCGGUCCAGCUGGCGUUGGAACUGGACGGCUCGAAGCUGGAGGGCAGGUCCAUCCGGGUGAAGAGGUCAGUGAAGAAAGAAAAGCAGAAGAAUAAAACAAACAACAGCGGAACCACAGGAAGGACCGGCAGAGGCCCAGCUAAGGGCUCAACAAAGAGUCCUACGAAGGGUUCAGGAGGAGCCGGUCAGGGAGGAUUCAAGUCUCCGAAGAAAUUCACCGGAAAACAGCAAAGGUCGACCAAAAGCUCCUCCUCCUUCAAAGGAGAAAUGGUGGAUCCAAACAAAAAGAUCAAAAAGAAAGGACUGAAGAAGAAACAGAAGCCAAAGAAGACUGUUCAUAUCUGAGGAAACAUUUAACAGAAAUAAAAGUGUUGGAGGACUCUGACUGAAACUGUCAUUCUGGAACAACCGAUGUGUUCCUAUUACUGACUCAAAACAAUCGUUUCUGUUUGUCAGAGUUUGUUGUACAGAGAUGGUAGUUUUUUUUUUUGUUUUUUUUAACAAAACUUGUAAAUCUGUACGGAGCCUGGGAGGUGACGUGGGACAAAAAAAAAAUCAGAGUUGUUUAAAAAAGAUGUACUUUUGAGAUGACGUGAAACUGCAGAGAUCUUGAGAAACUUUUUAACAAAACUCAAUUUUUCUCGCCGUUUGGGAAGUGUCAGAUUCACAAGCUUUUGCAAAAGUUUCUUGGGAUCUUGAGAAAGUUUCACGUGAUUUGAGUUUUUUUUUUUUUUCACCCCCAGCUGUCAGAUUUUUGUUUACUCCUUAAACCCUUCCGUGCUCCAUAAAUCUGUGAUUUCUGAAUGGAAAUAAAUCAUAAAUAAAUUUCGAACCAAGA